AUGCUGGGGGUCUGGCUGCUGCUUUGGGGCUCUGUGGCCCUGGGCGGCCGGGCGGACACCGCCUUCCUCCGCCGCGGCCAUGACAGCUCCGGGCACUGCACCUACUCCUUCACGGUCGCCAGCCCCGUGGAGGCCGCCUGCCCCGAGGCUGCCGGCGGCGUGCCCGAGCUGCGCGCCGAGCUGGCCGCCCUCGCCGCCCGCCUGAGUCGGCUGGAGAGCCGGGAGCGAGGAGCGGGGGGCUCGGGGCCGCGGGGAGCCGAGCCGGGGGGCGCACGGGACCCCCAGCAAGUGGCCGCGGCCGCCCGCCUGGAGGCUGCGUACGGCGAGCUGCUGCGGGCCAAGUCCCGGCUGGAAGAGGAGAAGGGGCGGCUGGAGCGGGAGAAAGAGGAGCUGGGCAGGCGGCUGGAGAGCAGCGCCCAGGAGAUCACCCGGCUGCGGGCCGCCCGCUGCACCCCCGGCAGAGAGGGGCCCGGCCGGGACACGCUGCGUGCCCCCGCCAAGGCGCCGCGCUGGGAGCCGCAGCCCCUCAGCUACCAGGAGCUGCAGUCGGAGAGGAGCGAGGUUCCCGUGGCGCGGCUGCUGGACGAGACGGCGCUCGGCCGCCCGGCCAAGGAGGACUCAGGCUGCGGCCAGCUGGUGUGGGUGGGAGAGCCCGUGGUGUUCGGCCGCGCCGACUCCAUCGCGGGCAAGUACGGCGUGUGGAUGAAGGACCCCGAGCCCGUGGCGCCCUUCACGCGGGACAACACCUGGCGUGUGGACACCGUGGGCACCGAGGUGCGCCAGCUCUUCCAGUACGAGGAGGCCGAGCAGCUGGCCCGGGGCUACCCCGCCAAGGUGCACAUCCUGCCGCGGCCGCUGGAGAGCACGGGAGCCGUCAUCUACCGCGGCGGGCUCUUCUUCCAGCCCCGCCAUUCCCGCUCCGUGGCCCGCUACGACCUGCGGGGAGAAACCAUCACGGCCGAGAGGGAGAUCCCCGGUGCCGGCUACCACGGGCAGUACCCCUACUCCUGGGGGGGCUACACCGACAUCGACCUGGCGGUGGAUGAGACGGGGCUCUGGGUCAUCUACAGCACCGAGAAGGCCCGGGGAGCCAUCGUCCUCUCCAAGCUGGACCCCGAGACGCUGGAGAUCCGUCGGACCUGGGAGACCAACAUCCGCAAGCGGGGGGUGGCCAACUCCUUCCUCAUCUGCGGUACUCUCUACACCGUCAGCAGCUACUCGGCGCCCAACGCCACCAUCAACUUUGCCUACGACACUGCCACCGGCAGCAGCCGGGCCCUGAGCAUCCCCUUCGAGAACCGCUUCCGCUACCUCAGCAUGCUGGACUACAACCCUGCCGAGCGGCAGCUCUUUGCCUGGGACAGCUUCAACAUGGUCACCUACCCCAUCCGCCUGUCCCGGGAGUGA
Molecule: messenger RNA, 1407 nt
Organism: Sturnus vulgaris (Common starling)
Lineage: Eukaryota; Metazoa; Chordata; Aves; Passeriformes; Sturnidae
Gene: MYOC
Product: myocilin
Biological process (GO): osteoblast differentiation; signal transduction
Cellular component (GO): Golgi apparatus
Source: RefSeq, a predicted model, not a curated record